GGAGAUACAUGACACAUAUAGAUAUCGUUAUCGUUUUCUACUUUAAGUGCAUCUUGGUACAUCUGUCAAACGUGAUAUGAGUUUCCUUUCGUCCACCGUAUGACAGUUUAGUUAGAAACGUUCGUCUAUUAUUUAGUACGAGAUGGGUAUCUUCUUCGCGAAGAAAAAACAGCCGAGUCGUGUCACCGAACAGGACAAGGCUAUCCUGCAAUUGAAACAAACUAGGGACAAGAUCAAACAGUACCAAAGAAGGAUCGAGCAAAACCUUGAGAAAGAACGAUUGCUCGCAAAGAAACUAAUACAAAAUAAGCAGAAAGAGCGAGCUUUACUUCUUCUGCGGAAGAAAAAGUUCCAGGAACAAGUAUUAUCUAAGACUGAUGGCCAGCUGGAGAACCUGGAACACAUGGUACACGACUUGGAAUUUGCACAAGUGGAGUUGAAGGUUGUGGAUGGCCUAAAAGUAGGCAAUGCAGCAUUGAAGAAACUGCACGAUCUCUUGUCAAUUGAAGAAAUCGAGAAGGUCAUGGACGAGACCAAAGAAGGCAUUGACAAGCAGAAAGAAAUUGAUGAACUAUUGUCAGGAGAACUUACGACAGAGGACGAGAGCGAGGUUGAAGCAGAACUCGAUGCCCUGUUGGCAGCAGAAGUCGAAGAGAACAUACCUGAAGUACCAAAAGACGUCGUAUUACCAGAUGUACCAGAAGAGUUGCCAGAAAAGAAAAAAGAUCGUGCUAAAGAGGAAACGCGCGAGAGAGUUGCUCUAGAAGCAUAAAAUAGUGAUGAUUACUAUUAGAAUGUAACUAUUAUUCUACUGACACUUCGCGCAAGGACUGUGUAUAUAUGUACAGUGCAGUGUAUGUAAGGCUCAGCUGGAUUGAAGUUUGAAGAUUGUAAUUAAAGGUAUGGAAGUUACGAUUUUAUUAAUAAGCCAUCUCUUAAGUACCGAAGACUGUUCUAUAUUAAUACGACGUGCGCGUACAUAAAUUCGAUAACGAUGAUUUCCAGACAGUGGUUAUGGCACAUGUACAUUUUAAAUAUUACAUAUUUCAUGAAUUGUUAAUAAUAUUACUUAUAUUUGUACUGCCUCAUAUGUACAGGUAUCUUUUUAUCUUAUUAUUGGCCUCUCUUGUGUGUAGUCAUACAAAACUGUAAAAGAUUGAAACCUUUUAAUAAAUACGAUUUUAUUUAUAACGCA
Messenger RNA from Ceratina calcarata, 1195 nucleotides. RefSeq names its product vacuolar protein sorting 20 (gene Vps20). The transcript has 4 exons. Gene Ontology annotation, cellular component: ESCRT III complex; multivesicular body. The coding region runs from base 143 to 772 and encodes 209 amino acids. Lineage: Eukaryota; Metazoa; Arthropoda; Insecta; Hymenoptera; Apidae. Gene Ontology annotation, biological process: late endosome to vacuole transport via multivesicular body sorting pathway; vesicle budding from membrane. The record is from RefSeq and is a predicted model, not a curated record.